Penicillium macrosclerotiorum is the source of this 456-nucleotide messenger RNA. RefSeq lists its product as uncharacterized. Bases 1 to 456 code for a protein of 151 amino acids. The record is from RefSeq and is a predicted model, not a curated record. NCBI's taxonomy places the organism in Eukaryota, Fungi, Ascomycota, Eurotiomycetes, Eurotiales, Aspergillaceae. The transcript has 3 exons.
AUGCAAUUCCCAAUUCAACCCUCCUCGAGAAAUAAGUUACGAUUGGAUAUUGCCAUUGGAUCUCUACUUUUCGUCAUCUUCAUUCUUAUCAUUGCACGCGUGACCAACAAAGGCACCCCCUCUACAAGAGCUAACACAUGGGGCAUCGCAGUGUGUCUGAAAUCAGCUGUCUCGCUAGCUUACCAAGUCGUGACUGUUCAUGUCGAGCGGUUCAAAAGAUGGGGGAGCUCCAAAGCCAACAAAAUUCUUGCUGUCAUCGACACUAUCUUCUGGUUCGCACUAUUUAUCAUAACGAUAAUUGCAACACAGGGUUCGCAUAAUGUAAGCAGUCGGGCAUUAGGAGCUAUAAUUGCCAUCUUGGCCGUGUGCUAUAUUUGCUUUCGCAUUCCGAGUUAUUUCAAACUUCAUGGUACGCUCCCUGAUGAAGGAGGGAUUAAGAGCUCAGGAAAUGUUUAA